Molecule: messenger RNA, 669 nt
Organism: Emys orbicularis (European pond turtle)
Lineage: Eukaryota; Metazoa; Chordata; Testudines; Emydidae
Product: phospholipase A2 inhibitor and Ly6/PLAUR domain-containing protein-like
Exons: 5
Coding region: 1-669 (222 amino acids)
Source: RefSeq, a predicted model, not a curated record
AUGCAGGGCUCCCUCGUGCUCAGCCUCCUGACCGUGCUCCUAGCUGCAGCUAAUGGCGAAUAUUCAUGUUCAGAUUGCACAGUCUCCGAGUCCCAGGCAAAUUGUCCUGCACCGAACUGCACGGAGGGGACCUGCAUCCUCACUCUGGAAACGGUCUUCUCAGGAAACACCGUGACCGUCAAAGCUUGCACGGAGAACAGCACUACCUGCCGUGCAGAGUUCAUCAGCCUGUCCGUCAGGCCCGACAAACAAGUGAGGACCAGCUCCAUGUGUUUUCAAAGCAACAACUUCAACAAGAAUAUAACCGUGGCCGUGCCGCCGAAGAGCUCACCCAAGAACGGGCUGCAGUGCGAAGCCUGCGAUCCGCCGGACGCUGACCAGUGCAAGAAGAAUGUGACCAUCCCCUGCAUGGGCUCUCAAGACCAUUGCAUCGACUUUGCUGGGAUGCUUGUUAACAGCACCACCACCACAUUGGUCUUGAAAGGCUGCGCUACCCAGAGCGCCUGUAACCUGAAAGUCAAUGGCAGCUUCUACUAUUCCCAGAAGACAUAUACGCUGACCAAAGCCAGCUGCCUUCCGGCUACCGGCAAGGGCUCUAACGUUGCUGUUCAUGCCCUGGCGUUCUUCCCAACGUUGGCCGGGCUGCUCCUGGUGAAACAGCUGUCCUGA